Molecule: messenger RNA, 408 nt
Organism: Choloepus didactylus (southern two-toed sloth)
Lineage: Eukaryota; Metazoa; Chordata; Mammalia; Pilosa; Megalonychidae
Product: fatty acid-binding protein 9-like
Exons: 4
Coding region: 1-408 (135 amino acids)
Biological process (GO): fatty acid transport
Cellular component (GO): nucleus; cytosol
Molecular function (GO): fatty acid binding
Source: RefSeq, a predicted model, not a curated record
AUGGCUGAGCCAUUCCUGGGAACCUGGAAGAUGCUCUCCUGUGAAAACUGGACUAAGAUGUUUUGUUUUCUCUGCCUUACAGGAGUGAGUCUGAAUGUCCAGAAAAUGGUAGCAUCCAUGAAACCAAUUCUCCAUAUUGGUGCCAAUGGAGAUAAGCUGUACUUCAAAACAGAAAGUUCUUUCAAGCCUGCUACUAUUUGCUUCAAGCUGGGGCAAGAAUUUGAUGAAACCACAGAAGGCAACAAGAAAGUGAAGAGCAUCGUAACAUUAGAUAAUGGCUCAAUGAUUCAGGUCCAAAAAUGGCUCGACAAGGAGACAACCAUCAAAAGAGAAGUUGUAGAUGAAAAAAUGGUAGAGAAAUAUACCAAGAAUAAUGUUGUCAGCACUAGAAUCUAUGAAAAGAUGUGA